Molecule: messenger RNA, 1590 nt
Organism: Dioszegia hungarica
Lineage: Eukaryota; Fungi; Basidiomycota; Tremellomycetes; Tremellales; Bulleribasidiaceae
Product: pyruvate kinase
Exons: 10
Coding region: 1-1590 (529 amino acids)
Biological process (GO): glycolytic process
Cellular component (GO): cytoplasm
Molecular function (GO): pyruvate kinase activity; magnesium ion binding; potassium ion binding
Source: RefSeq, a predicted model, not a curated record
AUGAACACCGCUCCUACCUCCCAGCUCGCGUGGCUCUCGUCGCUCAAGACGAGCUUCAACGACUUUACCGAUGAGCAAAAGUUCCUCCGCAAGACCUCCAUCAUUGGUACCAUCGGCCCCAAAACCAACUCGGUCGACAUGCUCGAGCAGCUCAUGAACGCCGGUCUCAACAUCGUCCGGAUGAACUUCUCGCACGGUUCAUACGAGUACCACCAGUCGGUCAUUGACAACUCGCGCGCUGCCGCCGCCAAGCUCUCGUCCGGCCGUCCCAUCGCCAUUGCCCUCGACACCAAGGGUCCCGAGAUCCGUACCGGUCUCAUGGCCAACGACCAGGAUGUCCCCAUCACCGCCGGCCACGAGUUUAUCAUCUCCACCGACAAGGCUGAUGCCGAGUCUGGAUCCGCCGAGAAGAUCUACAUGGACUACCCCAACCUCCCCAAGGUCACCUCCCCCGGCAAGACCAUCUUUGUCGAUGACGGUAUCCUCUCCCUCCAGGUCGUCGCCAUCGAGGGCACCUCCCUCCGCGUCAAGUCCCUCAACUCGGGCACUCUGUCCUCCCGCAAGGGUGUCAACCUCCCCAAGACCCCCGUCGACCUCCCCGCCCUCUCCGAGAAGGACAAGGCCGAUCUCGCCUUCGGUGUCAAGAACGGCGUUGACAUGAUCUUUGCCUCCUUUAUCCGUUCCGGCCAGGACGUCCGUGACAUCCGCAAGGUCCUCGGUACCGACGGUGCCACCAUCAAGAUCAUUGUCAAGAUUGAGAAUGAGCAGGGUGUGCAAAACUUUGACGAGAUUCUGCGCGAGACGGACGGUGUCAUGGUGGCGCGUGGAGACUUGGGAAUCGAGAUUCCCGCGUCGCAGGUGUUCUUGGCGCAAAAGAUGAUGAUUGCCAAGUGCAACGUCGCUGGCAAGCCCGUCAUCUGUGCCACCCAGAUGCUCGAGUCCAUGACUGUCAACCCCCGCCCGACCCGUGCCGAGGUUUCCGACGUCGCCAACGCCGUCCUCGACGGUGCCGACUGUGUCAUGUUGUCCGGCGAGACCGCCAAGGGCAAGUACCCCAUCGAGGCCGUCAAGAUGAUGGCCGAGACCGCCUUCCUCGCCGAGUCGGCCAUCGCCUACCAGCCCCUCUUUGACCAGCUCCGCGCCCUCACCCCCCGCCCGACCGAGACCGCCGAGACACUGGCUUUCUCCGCCGUCGCUGCUGCUAUCGAGCAGGACGCAGGAGCCAUUGUCGUCCUCUCCACCUCGGGUGUCUCCGCUCGCCUGAUUUCCAAGUACCGCCCCCAGUGCCCCAUCAUUUGUGUCACCCGGAACCUCCAAUGCGCGAGGCAGAUGCACCUCUCCCGCGGUGUCUACCCCGUUUGGUACCCCGAGGCGCGUGGUGUUCCCGCCGAGAAGUGGCAGGUCGAUGUCGACAACCGGAUCAGGUUCGGUCUCAAGAACGCGCUCGACUUGGGCAUUAUCAAGCCCGAGCAGACCGUCAUGGCCGUUCAGGGAUGGAAGGGCGGUCUCGGCCACACCAACACCCUCCGAAUUCUCUCGGUCCCGUCUGACCCGACCGACCUUGACAUUAUGGCCAUCGAGCGCGAGUAG